Styela clava is the source of this 2306-nucleotide messenger RNA. Its product is annotated as guanine nucleotide-binding protein-like 3 homolog. Gene Ontology annotation, molecular function: GTP binding. NCBI's taxonomy places the organism in Eukaryota, Metazoa, Chordata, Ascidiacea, Stolidobranchia, Styelidae. The record is from RefSeq and is a predicted model, not a curated record. Gene Ontology annotation, cellular component: nucleolus.
CUCUAUGACGCAAUUAUGACAUCGCAUGUAAUGUCAUUUUUGGUUGACGUCUGGACGUACAAAGGACUAUAUUAUUCAAUAAUGAAGCGUCCUAAACUAAAAAAGGCAAGCAAACGAAUGACAUGUCGACUGAAAUUUAAAAUACAAAAGAGGGUCAAGGAACAUCACCGAAAAGCUCGUAAGGAAAGCAAGAAAAACGGAAAAGGAGCAAAAAAGAAAGAUCCUGGUAUUCCGAAUGACUGUCCGUUUAAGGAAGAAAUUCUCAGAGAGGCAGAAAUACGAAAACAAAGACUAGCUGAGCAAAAAGAACGACAAAAAGAAGAAAGACGAAAGAUGUUUAAUAAACAGCGUGAUCUUAAAAUUGAGGGCAAUGACUUGGAAAGUUUUCAGAAAGGCAUAUUGAAAAGGCAAAAAGAUUUUGAAAAAAUUUCAUCCAAGUUUGGAGGAAAAGAUUCAAAUGAAACGAAGAAUCUUGUUCACGAGAACUCUCGGCGGGCUUAUUACAAAGAAUUUAAAAAAGUUAUUGAAUCUGCUGAUGUAAUUUUAGAGGUAGUUGAUGCCAGAGAUCCAAUAGGAUGCAGAUGUGCUGAAGUUGAGAAGGCUGUCUUGGAUUCUGGAUUGAAUAAAAGAAUCAUACUAGUUUUAAACAAAAUUGACCUUGUCCCCAAAGAGAAUGUGGAAGCUUGGCUCAAGUAUCUUCGAGCUGAGUUUCCAACAGUUGCUUUUAAAGCAAGUACACAGUCACAAAGACAGAAUUUGAGUCAGAAUCGAGUUCCGGUUCGCGAGUUAAACAAGGAUCUCUUGCUGAAAUCCAGUAAAUGUCUCGGUGCCGAUAAUCUCCUCAAAUUGUUAGGUAAUUACUGUCGGAACGCCGACAUCAAAACGAGCAUCACUGUCGGGGUUGUUGGAUUCCCAAAUGUUGGAAAGAGCAGUAUAAUCAACAGUUUGAAGAGAGCUAAAGCUUGUAACGUAGGAGCCACUCCUGGGGUUACAAAAUCCGUACAACCUGUGAACAUUGAUAAGAAUAUCAAGAUCUUGGAUUGUCCUGGAAUCGUAAUGGCAAGUGGGAACGAGGCAACGGCAGUUUUAAGGAAUUGCGUCAGAGUUGAAAGCAUUGAAGAUCCAGUCACACCUGUGGACGCUAUUUUGAAAAGAUGCAACAAACAACAGAUGAUCAUGCAUUAUAAUAUUAGUAACUACGAAAAUACAAAUGAGUUUUUAUCACAGUUAGCAAGGCGGCAAGGUAAAUUGAAAAAAGGUGGUAUUCCGAAUGUCAACAAAGCAGCAAGAUCAGUGCUUAAUGACUGGAACAGUGGCAAGAUAAGCUACUACACACACCCACCUGAAGAUGUAUCGAGAAAAUCACAAGUAUCUGCUGAGAUUGUUUCAAAAAUGGCGAAAGAAUUCGAUUGGGCGUCACUUGAAUCUGAUAAUUUAGCAACAUUGAAUGCCGUUCGAGGUAAUCCAUCACUAUCCGGAGGCGUUGUAUUUGAAUCAAUCGGCCACAUGGAAACCGAGGAAAACAUUGAAGAAGAUAGCGAUGUUGAAGAAAUGCAAGAAAGCGAUGAUGACAUAGAAAUGGGAAAAAUCACUAUGCGAAGCACAAAACAGAAAAAAGUCGAAGUAACCAAACCGGAAGGAGAUAAACAUUCCGCAAUCAGACACGUCUCUGCAACGGAUGAACUACAAAGUUCUGGCAGCAAUAUACAAGCAAAUAAAGGUUUGAAGGACAUGAUGAAAAAGAACAAAAAGAAAAAGAAACGUGCUGAUGUUUUAUCUGAUAAACUUGGAGAAUCUCUCAUGUCUGCAAUGGAUUUCCGUGACGAUGACAAAGACCAAGAAUAUGAUUUUGAAUCUGAUUUUAAUAUGAAUUAAUAAUGCUUAGAUUCAGAUACAGAAAUAUUAUUGGGACUAACAAUUAAUUCUGGGCGGAAAAUACCUUAAUUUCCCACUCUAUUGUUCGUUUACUCCAUAUCUCGAUAAAGCCAUCAAUAGAUAUUUUUCAGAUGUUUUACUUAAUUUGUACCUAAAUAACUGCAAAACCAGCAAUUGAAAUCCGGUAUUACAUAGAAUAUUAUUUACAAGUCUGAGUGAAAAAUUGUCAAGGCAUCAAAAUUUCUAUCGAGUAUUCCUUUCUAACAAAAUUAUCAUGUUAGAAAUCCAAUAUCAACUUGGUUUAUUUCAUAUUUUUUCUUUUAGUAAUGUGGUAUCAUAUAAAUGUUUACAUUGCUUUUGCCUGGUUAAUAAAAUAGAGGGAAUAAAGAUGCAUUGCCUAUUUCUGGUCAAUAAAUAGAGGUUAUACGGCA